CAUAAAACAACUAAGUCCAUAGAAAUUAAAAAUAGUAUAAAUCAAGUCAGUCGCUAAAAGUUCAGCAUGAAGUCAGCAUAAGGGAUUAUCAUUAAGAAAAAUUUAUAAAAAAAAGUUGGAAGAAAAAGAUUUAAUUUCUUUCAGUUUAAAAACAGAUAUCUGGAUUAAAUGUCAUAAUGUGGUCAUUCUUUUCUCGAGACACUUCAAAAGACUUUCCUUAUGAGAUUGUCGAGAAUGUCACAGGAUUUGAAGAGAAAAGUAUAUGGAGCUUAAAGAAGGGUAAAAGAAAAGGCACCGACGAACAGGUCUCGAUUUUUGCGUUUGAGAUUAAAAAUGGUACAGAGUCAAAAUUGGAACUAGCGAAAGCAUCUCUCAAGAGGAUAAAAACCUUACGACAUCCCUCGAUUCUCCAAUUUCUUGACAGCUUUGAGAAUGAUAAAGUGAUUUACGUGGCAACUGAGUAUGUGGAAACGCUUGGUUUUCAUUUAGAUAAAUUAGAUGGUAACAAAAAGGAUGUUUAUCUUACAUGGGGAAUCUUUCAAAUUACUAGAGCUUUAUCGUUUCUUAAUAAUGAUGGAAAUAUGCGACAUAAUAAUGUAUCAAUUUGGUCAGUUUUUGUGAAUUCGAGUGGCGAAUGGAAGUUGGGUGGACUUGAAUAUGUGCAAUCGAUAGAUAUGAACAACCAGAGCAAUCAAGUAAUCAUUCCAGUUAAGAUUCCACCAAUAUUAGAAAUUUACGAUCCACCAGAAAAGAGUGAUCCGUCGAAAGUGAAAAACACGACAAAAUGGAAUUGUUCUACUUCCAGUUCAACCGACAUGUGGGGCUUGGGAUGUCUAAUUUGGGAAUCAUUCAACGGACCAUUAAAAAUGAGAAACAAUCUGAAAGAUAUAGAGAAUAUUCCAAAAACGCUAGCUCCGCUGUACUGCGAGUUGGUUGGGGCGAAUCCAUCAAAUCGUCCAAAUCCAGCAGAUAUUAUAACGCGGUGCCGCAAGCCAAAUGGGUUUUUCAAAAACGAACUAGUCGAUACAUUGCUCUUCUUGGAAGAGAUUCAAAUCAAAGAUAAGGCUGAAAAGAAUAGAUUUUUCAAUGCUUUAACACAACAAUUAGAUAAUUUUCCGGAUAAUGUUUGUCGUUAUAAAAUUUUACCACAAUUAAUAAAUGCAUAUGAAUAUUCAGGAAUAGGUUCAAUAGUCUUAGCUCCAAUGUUUAAAUUAGGACGAUUAUUAGACGAGGGAGAGUACCAAAAGAAAAUCGUACCGUGUGUUGUAAAGCUAUUUUCGUCAACAGACCGUGUGACGAGAUCAAGAUUAUUACAACAAUUAGAACUGUUUAUUCAUCAUUUGACGCCAGCUGUUAUAAAUGACCAGAUUUUUCCAAAUGUCGCACACGGUUUUCUCGACACGAAUGCAACGAUUCGCGAGCAAACUGUUAAAGCUGUUAUCCAUUUAGCUCCAAAAUUAAAUUAUAAUAAUUUGAAUGUUGAGGUGCUCAGACAUUUUGCCAGAUUACAAUCAAGGGAUGAUCAGGGUGGAAUUAGAACCAAUACGACCGUAUGCUUAGGUAAAAUUGCUCAACAUUUACAUCCACAAGUCAGACAGAGAGUUCUUGUGUCGGCAUUUAUUCGAGCAAUGCGUGAUCCAUUUCCACCAAGCCGUGUUGCUGGAAUUUUAGCAUUGGCUGCGACUCAACAGUACUUUUUGCUGAGCGAAGUGGCAAAUCGCAUUUUGCCAGCACUUUGUCCAUUAACUGCUGAUCCAGAAAAGAGUGUACGAGAUCCAGCAUUUAAGACUAUUAGAGGGUUCUUGGGUAAAUUGGAACGUGUGUCUGAGGAUCCAACAUUGAGGGAAAGCAUGGAAGCGGAUGUGCAUACAGCAACACCAACAAUUGGAAAUGCGGCAGCAACAUGGGCAGGUUGGGCUGUCUCAGCAGUGUCUGCAAAGUUCUACAGAUCACAAAGUGAUACUCGCCCUCGACCGCCAUUAACGGGUAAAAAUUUGAGCAAACCUGCUUCUUUGGGUAUGUUUAAUGGUUGUGUAUGUCUUUCUCGCGUUGUUUUUGUGUGUCUUGAUAGUUUGACUGUGAUUUUGUUUUUUUGUAAGACUCACGAAGCUAUCAAGACCUGUGAUAGGUUUAUUUUUUUUUUAAAUUUCUUACUUUAUACUAAAAUGCAUUUGACAUAUGGUAAUGAGAUCUUUUUCAAAUACUAAACACUAAUCAUUAUAAUUUACUGACUUGACAUGUGCUACCUAUUACUUAUUUUGAGC
This is a messenger RNA of Chironomus riparius, 2264 nucleotides long. The record is from the annotation of a GenBank genome assembly. Lineage: Eukaryota; Metazoa; Arthropoda; Insecta; Diptera; Chironomidae.